AUGCUCUGCUGGCAUCCGAAGCUGCCGCCCGUGGCGGCUGUGAGUCGCAGGGGCUUGAUCAGCCAACACCGGACCGGUGACUUCCUCAGUUUGCGCUAUGACAUUCUGAGAGAGCUGGGGAGCGGCGCGUUCGGCGUCGUCCACUUGGUGCGGGAGCGGGCUACAGGUCUUGAACGAGUCAUCAAGAUCGUGACGACGAAGAACCUAGCGCCACGACUGCUGGACAACAUGCGCCGUGAGAUCCAGGUGCUACAGGAUCUGGAUCAUCCGAACAUCGUGCGGCUCUUCGAAUUCGGUGAGGACACCAGGAAUCAGAAGAUCUAUCUUCUCAUGGAGAAGCUGUCGGGGGGCGACCUCGACGACCUGUUGGAAAGGAGUGGCUGCUUGGGUGAACAUCUGGUCUCCCGCAUCGUCCGCCAGGUGCUGUCCGGCGCAGCCUUUUGCCACGAGCGUGGCGUUCUGCACCGGGAUUUGAAGCCCGGCAACAUCAUGUUGGUGUGUGCGGAUUUGCACGAGCAGAGCUUGGCCUGGCUCACCGGCUGCUGCCUGAGUCCCGAGCUGAAAGAAGGCAGCUACAACUGCAAAAUCAUCGACUUCGGGUUAUCUGCGACCUUUGAUCCAACCGACCCCGGUGGCGGCAUCACAGAUGUGAAUGGGACUCCGGCCUACAUGGCACCAGAAGUCUGCAAAAGGAUGGGCAAGUAUGCAGCAAAAGCCGAUGUUUGGUCCAUCGGCGUUCUCACCUACGAGCUGCUAACGGGCAGUUUACCUUUUGGUGAUGCCUCCGACUAUUCUGGCGGUUUCAAAGAGCUCUUCGAGAUCACCAAGCAGUACGAAAACUUGGAGUCCUUUUGGGCAUUGAUGCCGGAGGACCACUGGCACGAGGCCAAGGCCAAAUGGCUUUCUCGCAGCCUCGGGGUGCGAAAGUUCGUCUCGACGCUCCUUUGCUGUGACCCCGAGCACAGGCCCUCGGCGGUUGAGGCUUUGAGAAGCCCUUGGUUCGAGUUGUACAGACCUGCCCGCGACGGGCUCACGCCGGAGUUGUUUCAGUCUCUUCUCGACUACGCAGAGGAGACGCAUUUCGUGAAGGUUUGCUUGCUGCUCAUCGCUGCCCGUUUGGGUAGUGAAAGCCUAGAACCGUAUCGCGCUGCAUUCCUGGGCAUCGACACGGAGGGAAACGGCAGUCUCUCGCGCGCCGAGUUCUUCGAGGCUGUGCAGAACCUCCAGGACUGCGACUCCUGUUGCCCUUUGAGCCGUCGGAAGGUGUCCAAGUGGUUCGAGCAGUGCGAUCUGAACAAGAACGGCCGCCUGGAGUACAGUGAGUUCCUGGCCGCCUGCCUCCACGCACAACUGCACGCUUUGGAGAGUCCUGACGAUCUUCACGGUGAGGCCCUCGCUCUCUGGAUCUCCGACUGGCAGGUCAUUGUGGGGCUUACGGCGAUCACCAUAGAUCUGAUCAUGGGCAUCAUCACCGUUCGGUACUUUCCUUUUUCGGGUAGAGCAUCCAGGACACCGGAGGAACAGCGAGCAGAGGUGAAGAUAUUGGGCCGUUUCCGGCUGUUCGAUUUAUUUGGGGUGCAGAUGUUGUCCUUCGGCAGCUUAAAGUCUUCGCCAGCCGCUGCCUUGGUAGUGUGCAUGGUGCAUCCGGUCAUUCUUGGUUUUUUUGUUUGUUACUAUGACAACAUUCAACUUCGAGCGGCCAGGAAGGGGAGUCGCCAGUCUGUAGUCGUUGCGGACUCCUUGAUGCCGACCAGCGUGUACACAGACAUUCAAAUCGGGAAUCUCCUUCAGUGUGUCGCGAUCUUUGCUGGCCAGAUUAUGCUUUGUUGCCUCGUGCUGCAGGGAGUAUGGGAAAUCGUGUGCAUUGUUGAGAACAGCUGGGAGUGGGAAUGGGCAAGCUUUUGGAGUGUGUACUUCGGAAAGCCAGGCGUGAGAGCCCAGUGCUGGGCGUGGAGUCGUGUGGGUAUGUCCUUCGUGGUCAACUAUUACUUUCAGAAAACCACGGUUUUGGUACUGCCUCUGUUCUUGAUGGAAUCAAGGGAUUGCAGCGAGUUUGUGAAGGAUGCGACAUCUGUGUUGUUCAUCGCCAAGAUUGACGAUAUUAUUUUUGCCGAGAGUCAUCGCGUUCCUCUCAAGAGUCGGGAUGAAACAGAAGAGCCAGAUCUCUCCACAGAUUUCAUUGCCUUCCUUUCUCUUGGAAAUGGUGUAGAGGAAGAAUUGCUGACGUUGACCUCUUUCAGCAUCCUGUACUCCAGGAAAAGAGCGCGUGAGAAGGGUCGCGGUGGCUUCCCCCAGAUCAGAAGAUGGAACCUGCCGCAAGACCGGGAGAACCGGCGCUCUCGAACCGUGCAUUUUCCGCCUUGGACUCCGACGGGGAUGGCCGAGCAACCCGAGGAGCUCCGGGACUCUCGGCUUGAGAAUUUUGACAUCCAAGAGUCCGCAAAGAGUUUCGUAAAGAAACAUCCGAUCCCUGAAGAAGGCAUGCUCCAUUGCCCGUGUGUACAUCAAGAAGUCUAG
This is a messenger RNA of Symbiodinium sp. CCMP2592, 2517 nucleotides long. The record is from the annotation of a GenBank genome assembly. NCBI's taxonomy places the organism in Eukaryota, Dinophyceae, Suessiales, Symbiodiniaceae.